AUGGUCGAUGAGCUGAGGGUGGGCUCGGCCGGCGAGCUCGAUGAGGUGGAGGGCGUAGAUGGCGAGGGGGCUUUCUUUGCCGGAGUAGGAGGAUUCGAGGAGGACGCGGGCCGCCAGGGUGUCGUCGGCGCGGUGGCCGCAGACGAGGAGGCGGAGCUCGGAGGUCGGGGGAGUGUGUUGGACGUCGCGUUUCUGGUAGCCGGUGUACAUGCGAGAGUAGUCGUACAUAGAUUUGACCGCCAGGUUGGCGCCGGCAGCUUGGAGGAGGACGGACAUCGUGAGCAUCGAGAAAGUCUCACCAUCAAACGUCUGCACGAGAAAAUGUUGCCAUUCAUCUUAUUAUUCAGAGCAAUCGCAUCCUUAACCGGCACCUUGCAAACAUACGCCGUGACAAAAAUCGCAGCCAACUUCAUCGCGAAACAGAUAAUAAGCACAAGCCACACCACAGCUAUAAACUUCAGAUCAUACAGCUCGACCAAAUUCACGUUCAUCCCGCAAUACGUCACAAGCAGCGGCGCCAACAGUCCUGAAAUCAACGUCUCCAGCCUGUCCUCCAGUGUCGCCCCCAACGGGGGCCCGUCCGGUACAGCCAGGCCCAAUAAGAACGGGCCAUACUGGUAA
Striga asiatica is the source of this 621-nucleotide messenger RNA. NCBI's taxonomy places the organism in Eukaryota, Viridiplantae, Streptophyta, Magnoliopsida, Lamiales, Orobanchaceae. The record is from the annotation of a GenBank genome assembly.